AUGAGGGCCAAGUGGAAGAAGAAGCGUAUGAGGAGGUUGAAGAGGAAGCGCAGAAAGAUGAGGCAGAGAUCCAAGCCACUCUGCAUCUCCCCUUCUAUAAGCGUUGUUGACUUGUGCUCGAAUGUGUUGAGAGGUGAGCUCCCGAUGAUGAGCUGUUUACCUAGGUUUACUCAAACGACCCGACGCAGCUGCAUCGGCUCCAGCUAUGCUUAUCAUGGCUUGGUGGAGCCAAAUCUGAGCCUGCAGAAACUUGACAUAUUGUAUGGCUUGUUCAAGCAUGGAAGCCGUGUCGAGCUUCGAGCCGCCGGGCACAAGGCUCUGCAGAAUUUUGAAACGGUCACUUAUGCGGUGGCGCCGCUGCCUGGCCGCCACGCUUUGUGGGUCCGUCGACAGCCUCAUGACUGCCCCACUACUCUUCUUCUUUGUCUUAUUUUGCUUCACAGCGUCAUGAUCAUGUUUUCUAGGGAAGUGGAGUUGAGUAGAGCUAUUCAGUGGGUUAAAAUGGGAAAGUAA
Striga asiatica is the source of this 513-nucleotide messenger RNA. NCBI's taxonomy places the organism in Eukaryota, Viridiplantae, Streptophyta, Magnoliopsida, Lamiales, Orobanchaceae. The record is from the annotation of a GenBank genome assembly.